Messenger RNA from Paramuricea clavata, 880 nucleotides. The record is from the annotation of a GenBank genome assembly. Lineage: Eukaryota; Metazoa; Cnidaria; Anthozoa; Malacalcyonacea; Plexauridae.
AUGAUUGUGGGUAAGUAGUUGUUGAGAGAAUAUCAGGAUUUUUGUUCCUGAACAGGAGCAGCUGCGAAAAAUACAACUAUAGGCCCUGGCAGGGAUCGGCCCUGCGAUUGCGGUGCGCUCUAACCAACUAUACAUGAGAUAUAAUACAUUAGAGAGCUCAAUGAGAUGUGGUAAAUCUAGGGCGCGGACGUGACAAAAAACACCCUAAACUCGCAGUGUCAGCCAAAUGGGUAAAAAAUAUGGAUUCUUUUUGUCAACAAAAAAGGAUACAGGUGCAUGAAAAACAAAUUUAAACUGCUAACAAAUCCAAAAGAAAAGCAGAAGUGACUGUCUUUUUGUCACGUCCGCGCGUACUAGAUUUAGCUCAUCUUAAGUUCGUUAUUUUGAGCAAGGCUACGUAAUACUUUGACCAAUUUAAGUUCACUUACCAAUCUCGAAGAAGCACUUUCUUUUCUUACACUUCUUUCUUUACUUAGGCUCAAUAUACUUAAACGAUUGCCCAGUAGAGAAAAACAUCCCAAUAUUCCUAAUAGUCGCAGGGAUCACAGGAAUUCUCCUAGUUCUGUUAUCGUUUCUACAAAGCGGGUGCUAUGAUGAAGACAAAGAAUCAGACCUAAGCUGCUGGAGAGUGUUAAUACUGGUAAUCAUGGUCUUUUGGUCUGCAUGGUUGAUUGCAGGAUCUUUUUGGAUUUAUUCCAACUACCAGCCAAGUUACAGCAAUGAUACAAAAGAAAUGAAGCGAUAUUGUGAUAAAGUCCUGUACUUAUUUUCAUUCUGGGCUAUUAAUUUAACCUAUAUGUUCUUCGUUAUAUUUCUUAUUGCUGCCGUAUUCUUGUAUCUGUGCAUGCCUGACAUUUGGAGUCAGAUUUGGGGCUAUUAA